GAUGUUUUAUUUUGAAAGUUGAUACAGGAAAUCUUUGUUUUUCUCUGUCUGACUUGACUACCUUGGUUCUUUGAUUUCAGUGAUUUCUCCGUUGUUUCCGCUUCAAAGAGGAUGACGUUUUAAUUUGAAAGUCGUAAUCGGAAGUGUGUGCUUUUCCUCUGUGUGACUUGACUGUCCCGAUGCUCCUCAGAUUUCAGUGAUUUCUCUCUACAGCUGCAGUUUCUUCUGUUCUCACCGUGGCCGAUCGUCGCUGACACUCGUAUCGUGACAACAUUAACUGCGUUUUUCUUCUUCUUUUAUUCACGCGUGUCACCGCGUAGCAGAGCGAGCUAGCCGCUGCGUGUUUUAACGAUGCGCGUUAGCUUGUCACGGUUCUUCUUUCAUUCCGUUCGGCUAAUAACGCGAGCUCGCGCUCACCUGACCCGGGUUAGCUGGACUUGUUAAUAAAGGGAAACGGUGGCCGAGCCGUGACUCAGGUUUUAGUGACAGUGCGCCCCAGAGGUGUUUAACUUUUUAAAUUUAUUUUCUUUUAAUUAUUAUUAUUGUUAUUUAAACAAUGGAUUACGAACACGAAGCUAAGAUGGCGGUUGACUCGAUGCAGAGCUACAGGAGUGACGAGUCCGGCUGGAAAGUCUGCAAGAAGUCGAGUGACGUGGUCGUGUCCUGGCGUCCUUCAUCAGCAUAUCCAGGGAAUGUCUAUAAGGGGGACGGGAUCGUUAACGGCGGUCUACAGAAAGUGUGGGAGUGUUUGAAACCAAUAUCCAACGGCCUCCGAGUCAAAUGGGACAGCAACGUGAAGAGGUUUGAGCUUCUGGAGCAAAUCACAGAGGACAGGUCAAUCUGCCGGACUGUCACGCCCUCAGCCGCGAUGGGCAUCAUCGCUCCCCGAGACUUUGUGGAUGUUGUUGUUGUUAAACAAUGCGAAGACGGCUCCAUUUCAUCCAAUGCAACUAAUGUGAUCCACUCGAGCUGUCCUCCUCAGUCUGGUUACGUGAGAGGAUUCAACCAUCCGUGUGGCUGCAUCUGUGUCCCCAUCUCUGGAGAACCCAACAAAACCCAGGUGUUCGCGUUCUUCCAGACGGACCUGGGCGGCCUCCUCCCACGCUCCGUGGUCGACUCGUUCUUCCCGUCCAGCAUGACCGAGUUCUACGGCAACCUCGCCAAAGCUGUGAAAUCCCUCAAAGACUUUUGACACCAAGCGAUAAGAAGAGGACAUCUACCUUCAAAACAAGUGAUGUCCACAAACUGGUCGGUCCAAAUGUUCCUUCAUUCCAGUUUCAACCCACCUUCACAACAAACUUAGCCGUGUGUCAUGAACCUUCCAAAUCCACCAAAACAGUCAACACAAAAAAAAACCAACCUUGUUGUCAAAGCAGUUUAGCUGUGUCUGAAUAACGAGGGCUUCCAUUUGGCAACAACAUCCUCUUUACGUUCCUGUCGUCUUUCUGUGGCAUGGAUUUAUUUGUCCUAAAGAAUGGAUAUAGCUGUAAAAAUCUGUCUGACGGUGCAGUAAACAUGCAUGUUGCAUGGACCUUAUUUAACCUCUGCUGGUAUCAAAUACUGCCUCAUACCUCAUACACAGGUGUCUAUGUACUUGAAAAGUCACGUACUGUUUAAAGCGUUUGCCUCUAGAAUCAGCUGAAGUGCAGGUGAUCGGUGUGUCCUCAACUUUUUUAAACUUUUUAAAGAUAGCCACCCAAUGCAAACUGCCAUUUUGUGUAACACCAUAUAAUAUUUUAGAUAAGUCAACCAGCCGUUUCUGAGAGAUAUGUGUCGGAUAGAUUAAUUAAAACGCUUAUUUUAUGCAUGUUUUAUUUAAUAAAUGUUAAGUAAAAGGCUAGAAAAACUGGCACAAUUAUGUGGCGACCCCCAAAAAAGGCCACAGGUGUACGUGACCUUCACAUGUCGCGGUGCGUUUAUGUCAUGUUCUGUGUGCAGAAUAGAGCGAGAAAACAGAGCGUUAUAAUCAACAGAAAUCCUAAAUUCUGGUGCUAAACUGGUACUUUCCAAAACCACAAUAAUCAAUCAAGAAUAACAAUCAUAAAACAAUGCCUUUUUAUUAAUUUCUAAGGUAAAUGUGAACUAAUAUGUAACUAUAUUUACAUAACAAAAUAAAACCUAACUGAGUUAAAUCAAAUAAAUUUGUGAAUUUUGAAUAUGACGACGUUUGCGUCAGAUCUGUUUCGAUGUGUUUGAGAAGAACACACGUUCACUUUAAUUCGUAUUCCGGAGGAUUGAAACUUGUCUCUGGUUGUUGUCUUCCACACGCAGCUCCUCUCCAUCGCCACUAGGUGGUAGCACCGUAGCCAAAAACCUCUGAGCUGGUGGACAGACAGCGGGACACGGUUCACAAACCUGCAGGAUUCAGGGGGAAACAUCAUUAUUCUCGUCAUCGGUCGAUCUAUCGCUCGUUUUCUCAGUUAAUCGAGUGCAUGUUUGGUCAGAAUAUGUUGAUCAGUGUUUACCACACCUGGAGAUGAAUCAGUUUGAAAGAUUUCUUUGUUCUAUGGAGCAAAGAAACUAGAAAGUAUUCACAUUUAAGAAGCUGAAAAAUCAGAGAAACUCGAUUAGUCCUUGCAGCCCUCGCUCAGACACCAACAUUUGCGUUGUAAAAUAGAUAACGAUCAUGUAGAAGUUUAGGUGCCUAACUCAAAGAGAUCCUCUGUUUGGAUCAGUACGACAUUUUCAAAUUGAAUUAAGAUUCCGUUUGAUUCAAUUUGUUUGCACCAAAUCACGUUUCAUAAUCUCAAGGCACUUUACUACACAA
Solea senegalensis (Senegalese sole) is the source of this 2767-nucleotide messenger RNA. It is a transcript of the gene stard5, whose product is annotated as StAR-related lipid transfer (START) domain containing 5. The transcript has 6 exons. NCBI's taxonomy places the organism in Eukaryota, Metazoa, Chordata, Actinopteri, Pleuronectiformes, Soleidae. The record is from RefSeq and is a predicted model, not a curated record. Gene Ontology annotation, molecular function: lipid binding. Bases 557 to 1192 code for a protein of 211 amino acids.